Molecule: messenger RNA, 1182 nt
Organism: Torulaspora globosa
Lineage: Eukaryota; Fungi; Ascomycota; Saccharomycetes; Saccharomycetales; Saccharomycetaceae
Product: Whi5 domain-containing protein
Exons: 1
Coding region: 1-1182 (393 amino acids)
Cellular component (GO): SBF transcription complex; cytoplasm
Molecular function (GO): transcription coregulator activity
Source: RefSeq, a predicted model, not a curated record
AUGGUCAACAACGGUAACGAUGUCAACACAGCCAGCACUCCUAGGAGAUACACAAAAAGAUCGUCCGCAGAGUAUAUCAGAGCUAUGAGUUCGCCUGGUGGAAGCCAUGAACAUGAGGCAGCAUCUCCCGAGACACCAUCACCACCCCGUCAAGGCAGAAGGUCGUCUACGUCUUUGGGUUUUUUUACUUCACCUUUGCAUCCACGAGCGGAGGCCGCAAUUUCGAGAAGUGGGCAUCCAAGCUCAAGCGAUAACGGCUUGCUGAUGCCGCAAUCACCAAAUAUAAGGUCAAGGCUGUUGCCUCCGACCACUCCUAAGUCAAGAAACGCGGAAAUGUUCCUUUCUCCGUCGCCCAACUUGAAGUCGCCGGGAACGUACAGGGAUAACGGGAAGCCCAUCCGGGAGAUAUCCAACGGUCUCAAGGCGAGGUUGAACUAUGCUCUGGUGAAGUUGCAGAAUGGCUGGGUAGAAAAAACAUUACCUGAGCUGGAGAAUGAACUAAGCAAUACUGGUAAGAGGCAUAAGCAUGAAGAUGACGAUGAGGAGGAUUUGCUAACCGCGGAACGCCUAGAACUGGCAAGAGAAACCGUGCUGAAAGGCUCCUCAUACAAUAAUGAAUUUUUAAGGGACUCCGAGGAGUCAGUGGACGAGCAAGACAAUACGGUGACAGAGGAAGACGGAGACUCGAAUUCAGCUCACAUCGCCUUCUUGAAAGCACUAUCGAGUCCCAAGAAGAGAAUAAAGCAGGAAGGUGUGUCGCGCUCCCCGCUCCAAUGGUCAGAGCCGAAAAAGACAGUAACCACAGAGAAAGAGAAGGAUCAUCCCUCUGAGGUAGAAGCGAUUGAAACCCUCAUGUCACUCUCGUCUCCUCAGAGAUCACGUUCUGCUAACCAAGAAUUCUCGCUUCCUGUACCGCCUAAGGUACCGAAAAGCUCGAGCCCGACAACUUCGACGUCAUCAGAUUCCAGUUCCGCCAAUGAGUCACGUCAGAAGCGCCAGCUAGAGCUGUCCAGGCAGCCUAAGAGCGGAGUGGUGGUGCCAAUAAUGCAGAAACAGUCCUCGGAGUCUUCCUCAGAAUCACUAAAGGAGUCCUUUCAAGCCGAGGAGAAAGCGGAGCUACGGUACGACCGACAGCAACAAACAGAUGUGGAGACAGACGUGGAGCUAUCUGAUAAUGAUUAA